CCGUUUCUUUAUAAUAUAUCAUCACCCACCAUCUCCUUCUUUUCCUUAUACCCAUCAAGCUAUUUGCAUUUUGAAACCCAUCUGAGCUAUAUCUUUCCAACAAAACUUCUCUGUCUCUUUCAUAUUUUCCCUCAGAUUCUUUCUUACCAAACAAACAAGCAAACAAAAGUUCUCUCUCUCUCUUUCUUUUUGGUUGCUUUAACAUCCACAAAUGGUUCUUCCAAAGCGUGGCCACAGAUUCUUCAAAUUUAGAUUAAGCCCAGUUUCAUCCCAAAAUCAGUCACUUUUCACAAAAAAUAAUUAAUCCCUCCACCACACAGUCGCCCACUAAAACAGAUAUUAUUCUCCCCUUAAUUUUUCCCCUCAAAUAUUGUCCCAAAAAAUCUACUAGUAUUACAAUAUCGUUUACCCAAAAAAAAAAAAAAAAAUCUCUCUUUUUCUUGCGUCUUGUAUUUUUGUUUAAUUGGGACAAAAAAAUAUGGUUGCGAAGUAUUACGAGUCGUCACGUGGAGUAGUGGAAAUGGCUUGGAUUAUGUUAAGCGUUGAUUACUCGAGACUUUUCUGGUUGUUGUUUGGUGUCUUCUCCUACGAAAAUCACGAAGGAAAGCCUCGGAUCUCUUAGUACUAAAGUUCAGCUUCUUCUUUUUAUGUAUUUUAAUUUUUAAGGUAUAUAAUAAGCUAUAAUAAAGUAUCGAACGUCGAUUAGUGAGCAAAAUAUUUUUAAGAGCAUUUCUCUGGGGGGUUUGGCGUGAUCAUCAAUUUCUCAAUUAUGAACAACAAGCGAUUGGGAAGGUGCGUCAAUGGAGCCAAACCAGAGCUCAAUGGAUACGUCGAAACCGAUCCAUCGGGUCGAUAUGGACGCUUUAGAGAAGUUCUGGGGAAAGGAGCAAUGAAGGUAGUUUACAGGGCAUUUGAUGAGGUUCUUGGAAUGGAAGUGGCAUGGAACCAAAUCAAGCUGAAUGAUGUGUUUCGUUCCCCUGAGGAACUACAAAGGCUUUACUCUGAGGUUCAUCUCCUCAAGAACCUCCAUCAUGACUCCAUCAUAAGAUUCCACACUUCUUGGAUUGAUGUCGACAGGAGAAACUUCAACUUCAUCACUGAAAUGUUUACCUCCGGCACCCUCAGAGAGUACCGGCAGAAGUACCCGCGAGUGGAUCUUCGGUCAGUGAAGAAUUGGGCCCGUCAAAUCUUACUUGGCCUUGAGCAUUUGCAUGGCCAUGACCCACCUGUGAUUCAUAGAGACCUCAAGUGUGACAACAUCUUUGUGAAUGGUCAUCUUGGGCAAGUCAAAAUUGGUGAUUUGGGCUUGGCAGCAAUUCUUCGUGGGUCCCAACAUGCCCACAGCGUUAUAGGUACUCCAGAGUUUAUGGCGCCAGAAUUGUACGAGGAGGAAUAUAACGAAUUAGUAGACAUAUACUCCUUUGGAAUGUGUGUUCUAGAGAUGCUUACUUCCGAGUACCCUUACUGCGAGUGUUCCAAUUCUGCCCAAAUCUACAAGAAAGUUACUUCAGGAAAAUUACCAGAAGCAUUCUACAGGAUUCAAAACUCAGAAGCCCAGAUAUUUGUGGGGAAAUGUUUAGAGAAUGUUUCGAAGAGGCUGCCAGCUCGGGAGCUCUUGCUUGACCCGUUUCUGGCUUGUGACGAUGAAGAACAAAAGCUGAACAUGCCUAUUCCGAGACCCCAAAUGAAUAAAUCGUCUCUUUUCAAUGGGACUAUGCACAAGGAGGAAGAUUUUGUGGAGCCUUAUCUAAAUAGGACCACAAACAUGACCAUAACCGGGACGAUGAGCCCUGAAGACGACACCAUUUUUCUAAAAGUUCAGAUUUCUGACAAGGAUGGGAACAACGCAAGGAAUAUUUACUUCCCGUUUGACAUUGUCAAUGACACUGCGAUCGAUGUGGCGACGGAGAUGGUAAAAGAGUUGGAGAUUAGUGACUGGGAACCACCGGAGAUCGCGGAGAUGAUAGAGGAACAGAUAUAUUCUUUGGUGCCAAGUUGGAAGGAAUGGGGUUCACCCCUAUCAGAACAAGAUCUUCAUGAGCAAAUUAGCUUUAGCUACGGAGAAGAGGAAGAUGACAAUGAUGAUAUUAACAACAGACCAUUCUACUCUUCCUCAUGUUCUUCCUCACCCAACUCUCUCUUGGCUCUCAUCUCUUCCCAUUUUCUUCGUGGGAACAAUAUGACUUCUUGCGACAGGAAUUGGAUUCAAGAUGACCCGUUCAUAAAUGAUGAUGCUAGCUCUGUCAGCUCGUUCAACUCCUUCAACUACUCCAAUGUAAACUACUACUCAGGUACUUAUGAAGAUGACUAUGACGCAAAUAUCAAAGGUAUAGGAGAGCCUUUCCCCGUCACCAUGGCCCACAAAACUACGAGAUUCCGACCUGCAGACAUCGCGAUUACUUCAAAUCAUUGCAGCUCGCCGAGGGGUUCUCCAAGAGCUUAUUGCCUAAAACAUCAUCAUCAUCAGCCGCAGCAGCAGCAACAGCAUCGGCCGCCCAAGUUGACCAGGAUUCGGUCACUUGUGGACGUGCGUAGUCAGUUGUUGCACCGGUCACUUGUUGAAGAGAUAAACAAGCGGCGCUUGUUUAAGACCGUUGGAGCUGUAGAGAACAUCGGAUAUCAUGAACCUGGCGGGCAGUUUUCCGAGGGUAAGACGUUUUCAUCUGGUGGUUUUCUAGGGAGAUCAUCUUCCAAAGAUCCUUAAACUUUACGCAUUAAGUUCAUGAAGAAUCAUGUUUGUUCAGUCAUGUGUUCUGUAAGACUGUAAGUAAUGUUGCUUGUUUUAACGUUAUGAACUCCCCGGAAGUUUUUAGGGUUAAUUAUAUAUAUCUGUCUGAAGAUCUUGUAAGAUACUGGAGUACGAAAUAUAAAUCGAUGAUGAUGAUAAUGUAGAA
Messenger RNA from Morus notabilis, 2894 nucleotides. Its product is annotated as probable serine/threonine-protein kinase WNK5. NCBI's taxonomy places the organism in Eukaryota, Viridiplantae, Streptophyta, Magnoliopsida, Rosales, Moraceae. The record is from RefSeq and is a predicted model, not a curated record. The transcript has 7 exons. The coding region runs from base 770 to 2704 and encodes 644 amino acids. Gene Ontology annotation, molecular function: protein serine/threonine kinase activity; ATP binding. Gene Ontology annotation, biological process: intracellular signal transduction; protein phosphorylation. Gene Ontology annotation, cellular component: cytoplasm.